AUGUUUCUUUUUACUACUCAGCUGUCUUUUCUUACGCUUCAUUAUAAUUCCUCGUAUUUUCUUACCAUGUUUCCUUCCUUACUACUAAUUCCUGUAUUUUCUUACCAUAUUUCCUUCCUUACUACUCAGCUGACAUUUUCUUACUAUGUUUCUUCCUUACUACUUUCUGUCUUUUUUCUUACGUUUCUUCAUUAUAAUUUUUUCGUAUUUUCUUACCAGCUGUUCCUUCCUUACUAUUAUCAGCUGACAUUUUCUUACCAUGUUUUCUUCUUACUACUACUGCAUUUUUGUCUUUUCUUCCUUCUAUUUUCAUUCAUGUUUCUUAUUUUCUUAUUUUGUUCCUUCCUUACUACUCAGCUGACAUUUUCUUACUAUAUUUCUUCCUUACUACUCAGCUGUCUUUUUUCUUACCUUCAUUAUGAUUUCCUCAUAUUUUCUUACCAUGUUUCCUUCCUUACUACUCACACUGACAUUUUCUUACUAUGUUUUUCUUCCCUUACUACUCAGCUGUCUUUUUUCUUACGCUUCAUUAUGAUUCCUCUUAUUUUCUUACCAUGUUCCUUCCUUACUACUCACUGUCUUUUUUUUCUUACGCUUCAUUAUAAUUUCUUCCUCUACUAUUUUCUUACCAUAUGUUCCUUCCUUACUACUCAGCUGACAUUUUUUCUUUAUGUUUCUUCCUUACUACUCAGCUCUUAUUUUCAGUUUCUUCAUUUUCUUACUAUUUUUUUCUUCCUUACUACUCAGCUGUCUUUUUCUUUUACGCUUUUCAUUAUAAUUUCCUCUUAUUUUCUUACCAUGUUCCUUCCUUACUACUCAGCUGACUUUUUUUCUUACUAUCUUGAUUUUCUUACUAUGUUUCUUCCUUACUACUCAGCUGUCUUUUUCUUACGCUUCAUUAUAAUUUCCUCUUAUUUUCUUACCAUGUUCCUUCCUUACUACUCAGCUGACAUUUUCUCUUUAUAUUUCUUCCUUACUACUCAGCUGUCUUUUUCUUACCCUUCAUUAUAA
Molecule: messenger RNA, 1011 nt
Organism: Acanthosepion pharaonis
Lineage: Eukaryota; Metazoa; Mollusca; Cephalopoda; Sepiida; Sepiidae
Source: the annotation of a GenBank genome assembly